This is a messenger RNA of Pochonia chlamydosporia 170, 714 nucleotides long. RefSeq names its product clathrin light chain. Gene Ontology annotation, molecular function: structural molecule activity; clathrin heavy chain binding. The coding region runs from base 1 to 714 and encodes 237 amino acids. The transcript is spliced from 3 exons. Gene Ontology annotation, cellular component: clathrin coat of trans-Golgi network vesicle; clathrin coat of coated pit; plasma membrane. NCBI's taxonomy places the organism in Eukaryota, Fungi, Ascomycota, Sordariomycetes, Hypocreales, Clavicipitaceae. The record is from RefSeq and is a predicted model, not a curated record. Gene Ontology annotation, biological process: clathrin coat assembly; intracellular protein transport; clathrin-dependent endocytosis.
AUGGCCGAUAGAUUUCCGUCUCUUGACGACUUCGAUUCCGGAGCUCAAACCGAAAUUAAAGAUCCUUCCGCUGAUCCAUCAGCCGAUGACUUUCUCGCCAGAGAGAAAGCCUUGUUGGGAGAUGACGCCGAACAGUUUGCAACCAGUGACGAUGCUGCCGCUCUGGCGGGAUCCGACGGCGACCUUUUGGGACAGGGUGAUAAUAGCGAGUCAACCUUCAAGUCCCAAUUUCCCGACCUUGCAAGUCCAUCCUCAGGCACUGGUGGACCACCGGAAGGCAGUUCCAUCACUGGACCAUCUGUGAGCUACAACUCUGGUUAUCAGACUCAGAUAGACGAUGAGGAAGAGCCCGAGGUGAUCAAGCGAUGGAGAGAGGAACGCGAUGCACAGAUUUCCAAGAGAACUGAGCAAUUUGCUGCCCAGCGUGAGGAGACUAUUAAAGAAGCGCAGCAGAAUAUCGACGAUUUCUAUGAGAAUUACAACGCUAAGAAAGAAAAAGGAAUUGCCCAGACCAGGAAAGACGCGGAGCAAUUCCUCGCUAACCGCGAGGACACAGUCUCAGGUGGAACCAGUUGGGAUCGCGUUGCGAAGCUCGUGGAUGUGAGUGGUAAAGGCACCAGGGGUGGCGCAACGGGGUCUGGCAAAGAACGUUUUCGCGAAAUGUUGACGAGCUUACGGAAAGACGAGAAGGCGCCCGCGGCAACGGGUUAUUGA